Anopheles nili is the source of this 2144-nucleotide messenger RNA. It is a transcript of the gene Ald1, whose product is annotated as fructose-bisphosphate aldolase. Bases 80 to 1174 code for a protein of 364 amino acids. Gene Ontology annotation, cellular component: cytosol. The transcript has 6 exons. The record is from RefSeq and is a predicted model, not a curated record. Gene Ontology annotation, biological process: fructose 1,6-bisphosphate metabolic process; glycolytic process. Gene Ontology annotation, molecular function: fructose-bisphosphate aldolase activity. Lineage: Eukaryota; Metazoa; Arthropoda; Insecta; Diptera; Culicidae.
ACAACAGACCCUGCAAAGUGUGGUGCGUGUUUUCACCGGUUUCCAAACUUCGACCGCUACCAAACUUACCUCAAGCAUCAUGACCACCUACUUCAACUACCCGUCGAAGGAGCUGCAGGAGGAGCUUUCCCGCAUCGCCAAGCAGAUUGUUGCCCCCGGUAAGGGAAUUUUGGCCGCCGAUGAAUCCACCGCCACCUGUGGCAAGCGUUUCUCGGAUAUCGGAGUUGAGAACAACGAGGACAACCGCCGCCAGUACCGUCAGCUGCUGUUCACCGCCGACGAGCGCCUGCAGGAGCACAUCUCCGGUGUGAUCCUGUUCCACGAGACCCUGUACCAGAAGGGUGAUGAUGGCACCUCUCUGGCCAAGCUGCUGGCUAGCAAGGGCAUUCUGGCUGGCAUCAAGGUCGACAAGGGCGUCGUCGACCUGAUGGGCUCGGAAGGCGAAUGCACCACCCAGGGUCUGGACGAUCUCGCUGCUCGUUGCGCGCAGUACAAGAAGGAUGGUUGCGACUUCGCCAAGUGGCGUUGUGUGCUGAAGAUCGGCAAGAACACCCCGAGCUACCAGGCCAUCUUGGAGAACGCCAACGUGCUGGCUCGCUACGCAUCCAUCUGCCAGUCGCAGCGUAUCGUCCCGAUUGUUGAGCCGGAGAUCCUCCCCGACGGUGAUCACGAUCUGGACCGUUGCCAGAAGGUCACGGAGACCGUGCUGGCUGCCGUGUACAAGGCCCUGAACGACCAUCACGUCUACCUGGAGGGUACGCUGCUGAAGCCAAACAUGGUCACCGCCGGUCAGAGCUGCGCCAAGAAACCGACGGCGCAGGAGAUCGCUCUGGCUACCGUGACGGCGCUUCGUCGCACUGUGCCGUCGGCCGUGCCCGGUGUCACCUUCCUGUCCGGUGGUCAGUCCGAGGAGGAAGCCUCCGUUAACCUGAGCGCCAUCAACCAGGUGCCGCUGCUGAGACCGUGGGCUCUGACCUUCUCGUACGGUCGUGCCCUGCAGGCCUCGGUGCUGCGCGCCUGGGGUGGCAAGAAGGAGAACGUCAAGGCCGCUCAGGAGGAGCUCAUCAAGCGCGCCAAGGCGAACGGAUUGGCUUGCCAGGCAAAGUAUGUCCCCGGUUCGAUUCCCUCGUACGCCGCAAACGCUAGCUUGUUCGUGAAGUCCCACGCCUACUAGGAGGAUGGUGGCUGCGUUCGCCUGCUGACGACCCUGGCGUCCUCUGGGCCUUCGCAAUGUACUGGCCGGCCCGGAAGCAGAUGCAGGUCCCCGCCAUGAGAGCACGCCCGUUCUCCCAUCGAAAGGACCUUCCUUUUGCCAGGACGAUAGCAGUGGAGCGCAAACUCCAGCAGCAGCAGCGCAACCUCAGGAUAAGCUAGCUUAUUACGAUCCACAUUUCACGAAGGAGAGAGAACGAGGGACUUCGAUAUAAGACACAACCGCAGGACACGUUUUUGUCUCUAGAUAGAUCGCGUACUUCCAAUCGUACUUCCCAUUUUACAGCAUGUUGCGAAAAACACGAAACAAACAGACACGCACACGCGCACAACUGUUAUAUGUAUUUAGAGCCAUUUUCUUUUGUUUUAACUCACCUCAGAUGGGUUUUUUUAUUACGAUUCUCGUUUCGUCGUUAUAUUAAUAGAGUUGUUUUUUUAAUUCGUUCCUCGUACAUAGUAUAUAACCAGCGUUUUGUUCCUAAUCUCUGCGUCAAUUAACUCCCGUACCACUUACUCAGUAUGUGCAAUGUUUUUUUUUCUUGAUCAGAAGCGCAGUUGGGUUGGGUGAAAUUGAAUCGAUUACACUAAGAAGUGGGUCGGUUUGUAAGUGCCUUGCUAUCCUCCCAACCCAACUGGGCGCGCUCACGCCCCAAAACCCGACGGCGACGUGGUGCUGUGUGUGACGAUUGGCAAGAGAAUCAUAAAUUGGUCACAAUAACAAAAAAAACGAGAGAAUUCGAACACAAACAAAAACAGAAAAAAAAAUCCAACGAUCCACCCGGAUCACACAGCAGGGUGUAGACCGCCGAAGGAGCGCCACGAAUGUCGGGGUUAGCGUGUAGCAAGGAUGAAAGUAAAAGUGUACGAGCAAUAAAUUCGUUUGCCGAUGGAUGCCCAAAAUUAUUUGCUUGCGUUGCAUGUACUUUUUUUUA